AUGCACACUCUCCGCUCCAGCCAGUCUCCCAAGGAGGGCUUCCGGGGCCGCUGCUUCAGCUAUUUCUCUGCGUACGACCUGGGCAAAGCUGGCAUCCACUCCAGGAUGCCUCCUGACAGCACCCACCCAUCCACCAUCCCACCCCCCAGGCAGAGCCAUGAGCUCCAGGAAGGAGUGAGAGAGAGAGAGAACCACACUGCUGAUGACUCCGAGGGAGGGGCCCUGGACAUGUGCUGCAGCGAGAGGCUGCCGGGUGUCCCCCAGCCGGUAGGGAUGGAGGCGCUGGACCAGGCCGAGGGGCCCACGGCCUUGCAGAGAGAGAUGCCGCUGCCCCCGCCUCCUUCACCGCCCUCAGAGCCGGCUCAGAAGCGACCACCCCGAGGCGCCAGGAGCCACUCCCUCACCGUCAGGAGCAGCCUGUGCCUGUUGGUUGCCUCCCAGUUCCUGCUCGCCUGCGGGAUGCUCUGGCUCAGCGGCUACGGCCCCAUCUGGUCGCAAAAUGCCACAGACCUCAUCUCCUCCGUGCUCACACUCCUGGAGCAGCUGGGACCCUCGGCCUGGCUGGCUGUUGGGACCUGGGACGUCCCUAAUCUGCUGCUGGUCUCUCUGUCCGUGAUCCUCGUCACCACCUUGGUGUGGCACCUCCUGAGGACUCCCCCAGAGCCACCCACCCCGCUGCCCCCCGAGGACAGGCGCCAGUCGGUGAGCCGUCAGCCCUCUUUCACCUACUCUGAGUGGAUGGAGGAGAAGGUCGAGGAUGACUUCCUGGACCUGGACCCUGUCCCUGAGACACCUGUGUUUGACUGCGUGAUGGACAUCAAGCUUGAGGCCGACCCUGCCUCACUGACUGUCAAGGCCAUGGGUCUGCAGGAGAGGAGGGGCUCCAACGUCUCCCUGACCCUGGACAUGUGCACCCCGGGCUGCAAUGAGGAGGGGUUCGGCUAUCUCAUGUCCCCACGCGAGGAGUCGGCCCGCGAGUACCUGCUCAGCGCCUCCCGCGUCCUCCAGGCCGAAGAGCUUCACGAGAAGGCCCUGGACCCCUUCCUGCUUCAGGCAGAAUUCUUUGAAAUUCCCAUGAACUUUGUGGAUCCGAAAGAGUAUGACAUCCCUGGGCUGGUGCGGAAGAACCGGUACAAAACCAUCCUUCCCAACCCUCACAGCAGAGUGUGUCUGACCUCACCAGACCCUGACGACCCCCUGAGUUCCUACAUCAACGCCAACUACAUCCGGGGCUAUGGUGGGGAAGAGAAGGUGUAUAUCGCCACUCAGGGACCCAUCGUCAGCACAGUUGGCGACUUCUGGCGCAUGGUGUGGCAGGAGCACACGCCCAUCAUUGUCAUGAUCACCAACAUCGAGGAGAUGAACGAGAAGUGCACCGAGUAUUGGCCGGAGGAGCAGGUGGUGUACGACGGCGUGGAGAUCACUGUGCAGAAAGUCAUCCACACUGAGGAUUACCGGCUCCGACUCAUUGCUCUCAGGAGUGGGACAGAAGAGCGAGGCCUGAAGCAUUACUGGUUCACAUCCUGGCCCGACCAGAAGACCCCAGACCGGGCCCCCCCACUCCUGCACCUGGUGCAGGAGGUGGAGGAGGCAGCCCAGCAGGAGGGGCCCCGCUGCGCCCCCAUUGUCGUCCACUGCAGUGCAGGGAUUGGGAGGACGGGCUGCUUCAUAGCCACUAGCAUCUGCUGCCAGCAGCUGCGACACGAGGGCGUGGUGGACAUCCUGAAGACCACGUGCCAGCUCCGUCAGGACAGGGGCGGCAUGAUCCAGACGUGUGAGCAGUACCAGUUCGUGCACCACGUCAUGAGCCUCUACGAGAAGCAGCUGUCCCGCCCGUCCCCCGAGUGACCACACUCCUCCCCGAGGUCCUCUGGGUACCACCCAGCCUGAGUCUGGGCCCUCAUCCCGGCCACACCCAGGGCCCUGCCUCGGGUCCAGCCUG
Molecule: messenger RNA, 1942 nt
Organism: Balaenoptera musculus (blue whale)
Lineage: Eukaryota; Metazoa; Chordata; Mammalia; Artiodactyla; Balaenopteridae
Gene: PTPN5
Product: protein tyrosine phosphatase non-receptor type 5
Exons: 16
Coding region: 1-1848 (615 amino acids)
Biological process (GO): protein dephosphorylation
Molecular function (GO): protein tyrosine phosphatase activity
Source: RefSeq, a predicted model, not a curated record